Klebsormidium nitens is the source of this 4376-nucleotide messenger RNA. The record is from the annotation of a GenBank genome assembly. NCBI's taxonomy places the organism in Eukaryota, Viridiplantae, Streptophyta, Klebsormidiophyceae, Klebsormidiales, Klebsormidiaceae.
GCAGUACUGUGCACAGGACUCGCCGCUCGGCAACUUGAACUUGAAGUUGAAAGCGCAAAUUGAAAGCGCGGAGUUGGCCGCAACAAAUAAGAGGCGAGUCCGGCUGGUGCCAGUGGUGGUAGGGACGGUGGCAGUGGGGAUCAGUUGGUGGUGCAGAACCGAGGCGUGAAGGCUUUGUGUAUCUUCUGUCCGGAAGCAGUGGGUGGUCGCCAAUUUGCUGAUCUGUCUGUUGGCCAAAGGGAGGGCAACAUAUGCUUGUUAAAUCGUAGCGCACUCUCUGAAAUCAAGAGGGCGGAAUGCGUGAGAGUGCUUUGAGGUAUCAAAAACUCAACAUUACUCCUCAAGGAUUUGAGGAUUUGAGUUCCUGUCUUCCGCUUGCGGUCUGCUCCACAUCCUGUUACAAGUAGACAGAGGUGGUACUUAAUGAGUCAGCACUCAGGGAUCCCUCCGCUUGCGGCCAUGGAUUGGAGGAGGAACAGCGGGUUGGGAAACCUCCGAGUCCUGACAGAUGACAUCAUCUGCCGCAUACUGGGCGGGCUACACAUGCAAGAGGUGGAAAGGCUGGCGUGUGUGAGCAGUGUGUUUUACAUAUUCUGCAACGACGAGCCUCUGUGGAUGCGGUUGUGCCUGGGCACUCCCUCUGACAAGCCGAUGGUGUACCAUGGGACUUGGAAGCAGACUGCGCUCGCAAGGCGAGCCGAGGAGAUGAAGAUUGCACUGCCAAGCCCACACCCUCUGCGAAGGUUCGAAGGGUUUUCCUCGCUGCACCUGUACCGCCAGUGGUACCGCUGCCACAUCGACCUGCACACCUUCUCCUUUGACACCGGCCACGUCGAGCGACGGGGCAACAUCUCGCAACAGGAGUUUGCUGCGGAGUUUGACGGAAAGAAGCCGGUUCUUCUGACGGACAUUGUGGGGCGUUGGCCAGCCAGCCAGGAGUGGACCCUGCCUAAGUUGGUGGACCGAUUCGGGGACGCCAAGUUCAAAGUCUCGCAAGCGCACGGGAAAGCGGUCAAGAUGACGCUGCGCGACUACGCAGCUUACACACGCGUCCAGCAUGACGAAGAACCCCUGUACAUUUUCGACCCCACAUACGGCGAGACGGCCCCCCCCCUCCUGAGCGACUACUCCGUUCCCCCCCUUUUCGGGGACGAUUUUCUAGAGCUUCUCGAGGGGGAGUUGAAGCCCCCCUUCCGGUGGCUGGUUCUGGGACCCCCCCGGUCCGGGGCGGCCUGGCACGUGGACCCAAAUCUGACGAGCGCCUGGAACGCGCUUGUGAGGGGGAAGAAACGCUGGGCGUUGUACCCCCCCGGAAGAGUGCCGCCUGGCGUGACGCUCAGGGUGAGCGAAGACGACGGCGAUCUAUCUUUCGACGGCCCCCCCAGUUUGCAGUGGUGGCUGGACGUAUAUCCCCACAUACCCCCGGAUGAGCGGCCCCUCGAGUGCACACAGCUCCCUGGAGAAACCAUAUUCGUUCCGGGGGGGUGGUGGCACUGCGUGCUCAACAUCGAGAACUCGAUCGCGGUUACGCACAACUUCCUGAACGAGGCCAACUUCGAGACGGUCUUCUCUGAUUUGGCCCCGGGUUUCGCCCACAGGGGCCUGUCCCGGGCCGGCCGCCUCGCCCAAAACCGCUCGGUUGAUGCAUCCCCCGAGCACUCGUCCCCCGCCGACAUUGCCUGGUCACACUUCACCGACCUAACAGAUGACUACGUCAACCGGCCGGCCCUUCGAGAGCUUCUCCGGAAGAUGUGGGCGGCUCGCCCUGACCUGCGAAGUCGGAUCUGGGACUGCGCCUGCAAAACCGUCGGCGCAGAGCACUGGCGGCAAGUGCUGGCGCUUGUGUGUGCGGCGCACGAGAAGCCCUCCCCCAGCAGAGGGGAGAGCCUCCCAGUGAGUGGGGGGAGGAAUGCGGUGUUCCGGGUUGGGGGGAGGGUGGUCAAGGUGUUUUUGGGGGGCGGUUUGGAAGAAGAUGAGGCGGGGGUGGUUCCUGAGGUGAGUGCGGGACAUGGGGACGAUGGGAAGAUCGAGCACGGAAAUGGGCAGUGUUUGCAAAACGGUAGAGCAUUGUCAAAUGGCGCGGGCGAUGUGCAAAGCAGGAGGGAUCACACUUGCCAAGCGCGGGAUGCAGAAGACGAGGACGAGGAGAACGGGGGAAGGGAGCAGGAGAGAAUGUUCCGGACCGAGUUGAUGAUGCACGAACUCAUUCGGACGGCCAAAAGCCCGCUGGUGCGGACGGUGCCCGCCCUUUUGGGUCACGGGGUAAUAAUCGAAGGAGAGGACGGGAGCCUGGCGCUGGAAGACAUGAAAUCCGGCGGAAAGAGUGCGACGGAACCGGGCCAUGCGAACGGAAAGGUUGUCAAGGUGGGACUACGGGGGCCGGCUGGGGGGUGUUUGGAGGAUGGAGCAGGAAUAGGAAACGGCGCAAACAGGGUGGAAGGAAAAACUAGAACGAGUGGAAAAGGCAGGGCGGGGGAAGUGGUUGAGGAACGGAAUGUCAACGGAACGGUGGAGGAGCCGUCCGGAACGGCUGACGUGAAGAGGAGGUGGAUGUACGUCAUUAUGGCGGAGUGCGAAGGGACGCUAUUCAGUGACGUAUACGACAAGAUGUCGAAAGGCGACCUUCUCGCGCUCGCCCGUUUCUUGGGCCGACAAGUCGGCUUCAUUCAAGCCCUCCCGCUUCCGCCAGACUGCGCAAAUGACGCCCACGAACCGGACCGUCAAGCCGGGCAGCCUCCACAAAAGCGCCGGAAAGUUUUCUCUGCCGCCGAGCCCAGUUUGAAAAACAGCCAUCAAGCUCCGGGCGAGGCCACUAAGUCAGACGGGCUCCUCGGAGAAGCGCAUGCACGGUCGGCAGUGACGUCAGCACCCCAGGCUCAAAAUAUGGUCGUCGGGAACUGCGCUUUGAGAUCGCAGCAGGGCAACGGCACAAGUUCAAAUGGUGUGCAUUCGGAGCCCCACGGAUCGAAUGGGGCAUCGGCAAGCACGAUUUCGAAGACCAGCAGUGCGCGUCCCCUAGAGACUGAAGUUCCCCUUGGAGCUGACUCUCACCCCGGAACCAAUUCACAUAUCGAAGCGGUUGCCAUCCCGGGAAACAAACCGAACCCGGGCGCCAAUUUACACCUAGAAGACGAGUCAACCACGGGGACCGAAUCACGCGGGGGGGUGGACUUGCCCUCGCUUGAGGCGCUGGGCGUCCCCCCCCGGUGGCGUCCUUUUGCCGCGUUUCUCCGGGCGCAGCGCAAGGAUCUGCCGGACCGGCUGAAGGACUUCGGGCUCCCCGACCGGUUGCUGACGUCAGCGGAGGGGUACGUACCGGAGGACCCGGUGGAGCUGCUCGAGUUCGACGGGGGGGACCCGGUGUGGCUGCACACGGACCUGCUGGUGGAUAAUAUUCUGAUGUCUAAGAGGAGGGGGGCCGAAAAUGAGGGAACGGAGGAGGGUGGAGAAGUUAAUCCAGCGAACGGGGGUUUUAAGGUGGCAGAAGGGGAAGCGAAGAGGUGUGACGACGAGGAGAAAGGUGUUGGUGGGCAACGUUUGAAUGGAGAGGUAUGUCGAAGCCCGGUGGAAAAGGAGGUGGGUGAGGGGGUGGUUCGGGAAAAGAGGGAAACAAAGGACACUGGCGGUCGGUAUGAGGCGGUGCAUAUUCUAGACUUCGCAGAUGCGCGAACGGGGGACCCCCUGUACGAGAUUGCAUCGCUGCACAUUGGAACUUUCCGGGGGAGCCCCGAGCUGCUGUCAGCAUUCCUUGGCGCUUCCCAACCCUCCACGAAUUCCGGAGAUAAGCGCUUGUCCCCAGAUGGCUCCCCUCCGAGCGGCGCUGCGCAGAAGUCCCCCCAACACGCACGCUCGUUCCGCGCCAUGUGUUUCGCCGUGCUUCACGAGAUAAAUUUGCUCAACCUGCUGUCUCGCCACCGCCAUGUGGCGCUAUCGGAGUCGCUUACAUGGGAACAGAUGAGCAGUAUGUUGUUCGGGGUGUUAGACAAGAACUGAUGAGAUGGCUCGAAAUGAGCUGUUUUUUUUGGGAGGCUGUCCCUGGAGAACAGGUUGCGCUUUUCUCCUGCAUAAAAGAGGGAGUUCUUUGAGUGCGAUGAAACCCGUUGGCUGCAGAUUUAAGUGGACUUUAUGCUCGAAGGCACCCGCAGCCGAGUUGCUUAUGAUAUGAGCGGGUACAUCAUUUGGCGUCGAAGUUUAGGCUUCUCUGUGGAUCUUGAAUGACAUCUUGCCCAUGGCGCCAAAGUGGCACUUUACCGGAGACGUGCUGUGGCUGACGUUUCUGCGAGACAUGUGCGUUCGUAGAGCUUGCGGCGAUUUAAUCAGGGCACUAUAGGACGUAUGCUGCAACAGCCUCUGAGAUCCAUCAUCAUCAAUUUCAG